This is a messenger RNA of Vicia faba (fava bean), 1608 nucleotides long. Lineage: Eukaryota; Viridiplantae; Streptophyta; Magnoliopsida; Fabales; Fabaceae. The record is from the annotation of a GenBank genome assembly.
AUGAGUGGCGGUGGUGAAGGAGAAGAAGAGACAACACUUGAGUUCACUCCGACGUGGGUUGUCGCUGGCGUUUGUACUAUAAUCGUGGCCAUUUCCCUCGCUGCUGAGCGCCUUCUUCACUAUGGUGGAAAAUAUCUCAAACGCAAAGAUCAGAAGCCACUUUACGAAGCUCUCCAGAAAAUCAAAGAAGAGUUGAUGCUUCUCGGUUUCAUUUCUCUUCUUCUCACCGUUUCACAAAACGGACUCACCAAAAUAUGUGUUCCUCCUGCCGUAUUGCGUCACAUGCUUCCCUGUACUCUCCAGGAGAAGGACGACGCGGAAUCUCAACUCCCCAAGUCACAUUCCGCUUUCUCUUUUCCCGGUCUCGCAAGACGCCUUCUCGCUGAACCACCACAAAAUGCUCAUUCCAAAACCUCUUUCUGCUCUACCAAGGACAAGGCUCCUUUAUUAUCUCUUGAAGCCUUGCAUCAUCUACACAUCUUCAUUUUUGUUCUCGCCGUUGUUCAUGUUACUUUUUCAGUUCUCACCGUUGUUUUCGGAGGCGCCAGAAUUCGUCAGUGGAAGCGCUGGGAAGAUUCUAUUCGGAAGGAGAAUUAUGAUACUAGUAAAGUUUUCAAACCAAAGUUUACUCAGGUUCAAAAUCACGAGUUUAUCAAAGGUCGUUUUUCCGGUGUCGGUAAAGACUCUGCCUUAAUUGGUUGGGUGCAAUCCUUUUUCAAGCAGUUUUAUGGUUCUGUGACAAAAUCAGACUAUGUGACACUAAGACUCGGGUUCAUUAUGACUCACUGCAAGACAAACCCAAAGUUUGAUUUUCACAAGUACAUGAUCCGUGCCCUUGAAGAUGAUUUCAAGAUAGUUGUUGGCAUAAGUUGGUAUCUUUGGCUCUUUGUGGUCAUCUUCUUGUUGUUAAAUAUCAAUGGUUGGCAUACAUAUUUCUGGAUUGCUUUCAUUCCAGUUAUUCUUUUACUUUCAGUGGGAACGAAGCUGGAGCAUGUAAUAACCCAACUAGCUCAUGAAGUAGCUGAAAAACAUGCAGCCAUAGAAGGUGACUUGGUUGUAAAACCAUCAGAUGGUCACUUUUGGUUUCAUCGGCCCCACAUCGUUCUCUUCUUGAUUCACUUUAUCCUUUUCCAGAAUGCUUUUGAGAUAGCAUUUUUUUUCUGGAUAUGGGUUACAUAUGGAUUUGACUCCUGUAUAAUGGGACAAGUUCGUUACAUUGUUCCAAGGCUUGUGAUUGGGGUAUUUAUUCAGGUACUGUGUAGCUACAGCACCUUACCACUCUAUGCAGUUGUUACACAGAUGGGAACUCACUAUAAGAGGGCAAUAUUUAAUGAGCAUGUGCAAGUGGGCCUUGUUGGUUGGGCAGAGAAGGUAAAAAAGAAGAAAGCACUGAAAGCUGAAAGCCAAGGAAGUUCUCAUGAUCAUGAGGGUAGUAGUACUAGUGCAGGAAUUCAGCUUGGGUCAGUUUUCCAGAAGAAGGCAUCAGCUCCUGAUCAUGAGGGUAGUAAUAGUGCAGGAAUUCAGCUUGGAUCAGUUUUCCCGAAGAGGGCAUCAGCUCCUGAGGACAAUACGUCGGCGUCGGUCCCCAAAGCUGAGGGGUCUAACUGA